This is a messenger RNA of Drosophila bipectinata, 1720 nucleotides long. RefSeq names its product putative inositol monophosphatase 3. NCBI's taxonomy places the organism in Eukaryota, Metazoa, Arthropoda, Insecta, Diptera, Drosophilidae. The record is from RefSeq and is a predicted model, not a curated record. Gene Ontology annotation, cellular component: endomembrane system. Gene Ontology annotation, molecular function: 3'-nucleotidase activity. Gene Ontology annotation, biological process: phosphatidylinositol phosphate biosynthetic process.
UCCACCUCGAACAGCUGUUUGGUUUGUUUAUCCGCAAACACCUUUUGUCUUUGGGGGCCUUUUGUUUUGAUUGCGCGCUGUUGGGGAAAAAACGCGCGACGUGGAAGCGACGGAGACGGAGAGAGAAACCCCUGCCCCCAGCCCCGCGACACAAAGUGCGCGCCCAUUUCACCCACGAACGCUGCUGAUGAUAGAGCAGCAUCUGGCAGCCACCGCCGCCGCCGCCGCCGUCUUUUGUAGUUUCGUGUGCUGAUCUGGCAAACUGACAACGUCGCUAGAACGAUCUCCUUGCACUCACCUGCCGCAUUGCUUCCAUGCCAACCGAUAAAAUGAACGGACGAUCCAUACGCAUCAACCGGCUGCCGGCCACCAUUGCGGCCAUUCUGGUGACCGUUUUGCUCGUCUACUUCCUCAACUUCCAUCAGGAGGAGCGGCCGGCCAUUUACGGCAUGCUGCGCAGCGACAAUCCCAACAAGGUGAACCUCCGCAAGAUGCUAAUCGCCGCCAUCCAGGCCGCUCAGCGCGGCGGUCUCGAGGUCCUCGACGUGGCCCAUUCCCGCCAGCUGAAGGAGCGCAGCAAGGGCAAGACGGACGAGGGCGUCAAUGAUCCGUUCACGGACGCCGACGGCCGUUCCCACUGCGUCAUGAAGCAGGGCCUCCAAAGGAUAUUCCCUCGGGUCCAAAUCUUUUCCGAGGAGGACAAGGAGCACUGCCGCCAGGCGCACAGCUUCGAUCUCGAUCCCACGGUGCUGCACGAGACGGCCCAGGUGCCCGACGUUGAGGUCAAUGCUCCGGAUGUCACGGUCUGGGUGGAUCCGCUGGACGCCACCAAGGAGUACACCGAGGAGCUGUACGAGUACGUCACCACCAUGGUGUGUGUGGCAGUGGCCGGGCGGCCCAUCAUCGGGGUGAUUCACAGUCCCUUCAACGGCCAGACAGCCUGGGCCUGGGUGGGCAACUCCAUGUCCGAGUACCUGGCCAAUCUGCAUCCCCAGCACUCGCAAAAGUCCGGUGAUCUGUCGCCCAUCAUCACCGUUUCCCGCUCCCACACGGCCGGGGCCAAGGAUCUGGCGCGUGGCAUCUUCGGCGAGGACGUCGGCCUGCUGACGGCGGCCGGUGCCGGGUACAAGGUGCUCCAGGUGGUGGCCAACAACGCCACCGCCUACCUGCACACCUCCAAGAUCAAGAAGUGGGACAUCUGCGCCGGGGACGCCAUCCUGCACGCCCUCGGCGGCACAAUGACGACCCUGAACGACCAACUCAUCCACUACGGACCGGAUGAGUCGCCGGUGAACACGGAGGGUCUGCUGGCGACGCUCGAGCGGCACGAGGAGUACAUGGACAAGUUGGCCAAGUACCGGGCGGCUCACAACGGCAAGCUGGCGUAACUUUUUUUUUCCAAAAAAAAUAAUAAUCCAGUGGGAAGAAGUUGAAAGUAAAUAGCUCCUAAGUUCUAAAGUGAAACCUGUUUUUCGAAAUCUCAAUAAUUUGUAUGUGUGUAUGUGAGAAAGGUUCUACAAUUCUUAUUUUUGCAUAAUCAGGUUGUUGGUUGUGCGGCGGACGGGGUCAUGAACCCGGACUCCAGUUUUCUAAAAAAAAAAAAUAAACUAAUUGUAAAAUAUUAACCAUUUUUUGGUAAAAAAAAAAGUAUAUUUAAGUAUUUGUCACAAAAUCUAUAUUAUUUUACUUAAUUGGCACAAAAUAAAAUAAACAUUAAAAC